Messenger RNA from Suillus discolor, 1404 nucleotides. RefSeq lists its product as uncharacterized. Lineage: Eukaryota; Fungi; Basidiomycota; Agaricomycetes; Boletales; Suillaceae. The record is from RefSeq and is a predicted model, not a curated record. The transcript is spliced from 6 exons. The coding region runs from base 1 to 1404 and encodes 467 amino acids.
AUGCAGAAGGUAUCUGAUUCAGUUACAUCAAUCUUCAAGUUGGAAACUAAGGAAGAAAGCCUUGCCAAAUGCCUACAAGGAGAUUCAACCAUAGUUUACAGCAAAAAGUUUGGAUUGGGGUGGCGUUUUGGGCUGCAGUACUCAAAAAAAGGCUGGUCUUUUGCCAAAGUGAAGGUUUACCUCGAUUAUACCCAUUGUUUGCCGUCAGCGACAGAUGCCGCCACGGUGACUGUUUGUCUUAAAGAUGGGUCUACUCCGGAGGUUCCUUCUUUUGACAGUAGUUCGGUCUCGAUUGCUGAUGUUGACCAUCGCUCCCUCUCGCUGAUUGGCUCGUUCUGGCCAUCCGUUAUUGCUGCACACCCUUAUAUGUGGUUUACAGUCGCUAUGAAAGCAACCUUUGCUCCAGAAGUCAUCGCUAGCGCCCUCAUCAAUACUGCAUCUGCUCUUAGGCAGUCCAUGAACAACGGCGAAUUCACCGACACCAAGUACUAUGCCAUGUCCAAGCGUAGAACUGGGAGAUUUUUGGGAGAAACUCGUGCCGUAUAUGCGAAUAGUGCAAUUUUGGACCACGGCGCCGGUGUCGCGCCAGUUCUCCCUUCAUCUAUCAGUGAAAAUUCCUUAUUCGUUCAUUACCACAGCCAACAGAGGCUGAUGAUGGACGCCGAGCAAUCAUCUAAUUUUGACUUCGCCGACAGCGACAUCGAGUCGGAGGAAGAAGUAGAAGAGUCUAGCAAUCCCCCACCUUAUAGCAGAAGCCAUACCGCUGUGGCGGCACCUUCUGAGUUUGAUGCAUCCAGUGAUAUCACUUCCGAGAGCAGUGCUUUAAGUUCGGAUGAUGACAACGACAACUGGACAGAACGGGCGGCUCAGCAACAUCCAGGUUUCCGCUCGACGGACACAUUGAGGACUGAGCCGCAGCCUCGACCCUUGUCUCCGACACAGCAAAUAGUGUUGGUUCGGAACACGGCAUUCGCGACCUGGGCAUCCUAUGUAUACUAUUGCUACACUGGCCAGGUUUCUUUCUACCCCCUAAAGUCCAAAGAUCCGCUCGGCCGGCGCAACAAUACAACCCAAACUUUACGCUGCUCUCCCAAGUCAAUGUACCGACUCGCCUUGAAGUUCAAGAACGCACAUUUAGAAGCUCUGGCAUUCCAGGCAAUUAAAUCUGAUUUAUCCCAGAAAAAUAUCUUGGAUGAGGCGUUCUCACAGUUCACAUCUCAGUACCUCGAUAUCGAAAAAAUGGAACUAAAACUCUUGACAGAGUUCCGUAAUGCACCCGAAGUAUCAAGUCGUCUGAAUGAGAUCCUUGAGAGUGUUACCCGAGGAGAAAGGCCUUAUGCACAUGCUAUGCUUCAUGGCUUUUUAAUAAAUUUGGCACGGCAGGGGGCAGGUGGUACGAAGUGA